This is a messenger RNA of Echinostoma caproni, 246 nucleotides long. NCBI's taxonomy places the organism in Eukaryota, Metazoa, Platyhelminthes, Trematoda, Plagiorchiida, Echinostomatidae. The record is from the annotation of a GenBank genome assembly.
CCGUUCCGUACACAGCAUGCAAUAGACGAAAUUGUGAAAACCGUGCAGAACGCCACCAAAAGACCAAGCUCUUCCCGUGCUUUUGUUCGACCCUCGGGGACAGAGAACACGGUUCGUGUUUAUGCCGAGUCCAUAACACAACCGUUGGCCGAUUGGCUUGCUACAAAAGUGGCCAUUUCGACGCAUCAACUGGUCAAUGGAACUGGGGAUCCACUGCCAGACCCAGGCCCAAUGCCUUUCCCAUGA